Messenger RNA from Ustilago hordei, 1503 nucleotides. RefSeq lists its product as uncharacterized. Lineage: Eukaryota; Fungi; Basidiomycota; Ustilaginomycetes; Ustilaginales; Ustilaginaceae. The record is from RefSeq and is a predicted model, not a curated record. Gene Ontology annotation, biological process: phosphatidylcholine biosynthetic process. Bases 1 to 1503 code for a protein of 500 amino acids. The transcript is spliced from 4 exons.
AUGCGACGCACCUCAUCAACCUCCUCUACCUACUCUCACAUCUCCGAUGCCUCAUCAUCCGGACUAGCUACCGAAAGCAGACCCACCUUAUCGCGCGCAUCGAGCAUCGGAUACUCGGAUGAUGGUUCCAUGACCUCUUCUUUCCGCACCCAUCACUCGUGCGCUUCUGCUUCCAUGGAAGGAAUUGACCUUCUCGGUGCACCCUCAUCUUCCACCGGCGCACUACCUCUGAGCGACCUAUACGAAACUUACGUCUCCUCUCGCAUAGACCUCGCAGGACGACAAUGGUCCGCCUUCUCCGGCAACAUGAGAUCGCGCGCCCGUAGACGUCGCGAACAACUCGUCAAAAAAGCCAAGUCCAAACGCGAGCUCCAACAAAUGGACGACGAACUCCGCAAAAUGCGUCUCAAAGUCUCCAAACGUAUCGAAAAUCUCCAACAGAAAUGGAUGGAUGCCAAAGUCGUACGACUCCGAGACAAGAUCUCCUUCGUUGUUGGGGUGCUGAAUCUGGUGGUCAGCUCGCUGGUAUUUGCGCUGAGACCGGAGUAUAUCCCGAUGGUGUAUUCGGCAUUGGCGUUGUACUUCUUGCCGUUGAGGGUUUGGUCGUACACGAGCAAGAAGUGGCAUUACUUUUUGUUUGACUUUUGUUACUUUUUGAAUGUAGCCAACUUGUUGUUCUUGUGGGUGUUUCCGGGGUCGGAGUUCUUGUUCACUGUGUGCUACUGCGCUGCGCAUGGUCCGUUAGCAUUCAGCGUUGCUACCUGGAGGAAUAGCUUGGUCUUCCACUCGCUCGAAAAAAUGACUUCGCUGUUCAUCCAUCUGUACCCGCCAUUCGUCUUUACAACCAUCACCCACUUCAUCCCUGAGGAUGUUGCAGUGGAACGAUAUCCCGCGCUGAAGAAUCUCAAGACGCUAAAUGGUUACACUGCGUUUUGGUUCAACGUAACCAUAUACCUGUUCUGGCAGCUGGUAUACUACGAACUCAUCGUGAUCCGCAAAAAAUCCAAAAUCGAAACCGGCGAACGCAUCAACUCCUACUCCACCAUGAGCAAAGGCAAGGGCCCAGUCGCCAACUUGCUCGGAAAAGCACCCGAAAAGCGAAGAGAACCUGCAUUUAUGCUCCUCCAAUUUGUCUACACCAUCAUAACAACCUUACCUGCGCCGCUGAUUCUAUAUCCUAGUCGAACAGCUUCAGCGGUUUUCUUCGCGGGGAUUUUCACCAUUAGUGUUUGGAACGGCGCUUCGUACUAUGUCGAAGUAUUCGGACGGAGAUUUGAGAAGGAAUUGUUACAGCUAAAGCGGGAAUUGGAAGCUAUGCAGAGGACCGAGUCAGUGCUUAAUAACAGUGGGUCUCCGCCGGCUGUUACGCCAGGGAUUGGGGAGGAGGGGAAGCAGUUGGGCGAGGAAGAAGGGGAGGUGGAGGUAAAAGAAAGUGAAGCUGCGGCCGCGGCUAGUGGGAUGCCUGAAGUCAGUGGUUUGGACGACGACAAGAAGGACAAAUAA